UCAUGGGGCCCCCCCGGGCAAUAGGGGAUCAUGGGGCCCCUGUGUCCUUGCCCAAACUCAAAAAAGCCAAUGAAAAAGGUACCAGGGGCAUCUCAUGGGGCCCCCUACUGACUCCGGGCCCUCGGGCAGUGCCAGAGUUUCCAAAUGGUCAGUCCGCUCCUGAUAAUGAUCCUCCCCUGUCCAUAGUCACAGAUCAGUUCUGGAGUGCAGGGACGCAUACACUGGGAUAACCCUUAGUUCCUAUCCUAGCUCAAUUAUAUACAGUAGCUGUCAUGUCAGACAGACAUGUUCAUUGUAACCUGCUUCAACAUGGAAACA
Messenger RNA from Staurois parvus, 318 nucleotides. The record is from the annotation of a GenBank genome assembly. NCBI's taxonomy places the organism in Eukaryota, Metazoa, Chordata, Amphibia, Anura, Ranidae.